UUUACUUUGAGUGGUUUACCCAAAUUUAACCAUAGCACAACGGCAGUACAUACAGCGCACUCUCUACAUUCAACACUAUUUCUUCUAUACGCACACACAAAGCUGUCUUUCCCCUUUGAAGGGCCUUUUCAGUUCUGCGCCAACGGAAACAACCAACCAGAUCCAACUCACCAUUAAUCGCUUGUUGACGACGAUACCAUUCGCCACACGCAGAUCGGGAAUUUGAUUCCAAAACACUAUGAGCGUCAUCGACAUUCUUACCAGAGUUGACUCCAUUUGCAAGAAGUACGACAAAUACGACGUCGAAAAGCAGAGGGACUCCAAUAUCUCCGGCGAUGAUGCCUUCGCCAGACUCUACGCCUCCGUCGACUCCGACAUCGAGGCCCUAAUUCAGAAAGCAGAAACCGCUUCCAAGGAGAAAGGUAAGGCAUCUGCUGUAGCCAUCAAUGCCGAGAUUCGUCGUACCAAGGCUCGGUUGCUGGAGGAGGUUCCCAAAUUGCAGAGAUUGGCUGUGAAAAAGGUAAAGGGGCUUUCAUCACAAGAAUUUGCUGCCCGUAAUGAUUUGGUUCUUGCAUUGCCGGAUAGAAUUCAAGCUAUCCCAGAUGGGACUCCUCCUGCACCAAAACAAUCUGGAGGCUGGGCAGCUUCUGCCUCACGUCCUGAAAUUAAGUUUGAUUCAGAUGGGCGAUUUGAUGAUGAAUACUUCCAACAAACUGAGCAAUCCAGUCAGUUUAGGCAGGAAUAUGAAAUGCGUAGAAUUAAACAGGAUCAAGGUUUGGAUGUGAUUGCUGAAGGAUUGGAUACAUUGAAAAACAUGGCACAUGAUAUGAAUGAGGAAAUGGACAGACAAGUUCCACUGAUGGAUGAGAUUGACACUAAGGUGGACAAGGCAUCCUCUGACCUUAAGAAUACAAAUGUUAGACUUAAAGACACAGUGAACCAGCUUCGAUCCAGUCGAAACUUCUGUAUCGAUAUUGUUUUGUUGAUCAUAAUUUUGGGAAUUGCUGCCUACUUAUACAAUGUACUAAAGAAAUGAUAUGUACACAAGGCUGAUGGAUGUUCUCGAAGGGUUUGCCUUUAUUUCUUGUAUUUUGAGAAUAUUGUGUCUGAUUUUCUUUUAAUAUUUUUUAUUUUAUUUCUACCAUUGUGAAAAUUCCCCGGUACUGGAGAGAUGUGCGCUUGUGCUUUAUAAGCAGUCUUGUGUAUGCAGUUAUGUCACAUCCCAUUAGGAUGUUAAAUAGUUGUCUCGUACUCUUUAUACUUGUUUAGGUAUGUUAUAUUAUAUUAUUGAUGCUGAUAAAUUAGGAACGAUGCUUUGCUUGGUGUGUAAUUCUAGCUGGAGUUAGCUACAAACACGACGAAAAAAAAAUUGUGGGUAACCGCUUAAAAAUGAAA
Messenger RNA from Cajanus cajan (pigeon pea), 1395 nucleotides. Its product is annotated as syntaxin-71. Gene Ontology annotation, cellular component: endomembrane system; SNARE complex. Gene Ontology annotation, molecular function: SNARE binding; SNAP receptor activity. Gene Ontology annotation, biological process: intracellular protein transport; vesicle fusion. The record is from RefSeq and is a predicted model, not a curated record. Lineage: Eukaryota; Viridiplantae; Streptophyta; Magnoliopsida; Fabales; Fabaceae.